This is a messenger RNA of Pantherophis guttatus, 3963 nucleotides long. NCBI's taxonomy places the organism in Eukaryota, Metazoa, Chordata, Lepidosauria, Squamata, Colubridae. The record is from RefSeq and is a predicted model, not a curated record.
AAUCUAACUACCUCUUUUCAUAAGAUCCGAAAAGUCUGUAUAAGCAUAGAGGGGCGGCAUCUAAAUAUAUAUAUAUAUAUACCCGACUCCUAAUGGAGCAACCGGGAAAAAGCUCGCAGGCAGAGCAUGACUGUAGCAGUCUCCUCCACUAAUUAUAUAGCCAUCAUAACUAAGACCCACUAAGAGGUUGCUUUGCUUCCUAGAUUUUUUAAAACAUAUUUUAAAAUUUGGCUGUAUCCGUUGCCAUGCCUUAUAUGCAAAGACGUCGACUUCGUAAAAAAAUAUUUUUGCCUGUUCGGAAUCGCCUAUUUAUCUUCUUUGGAUAAUUGCAGGCUAAUUUACCUGUGUUUAAAUUGGCAAAGGGGUUUUUUCAAGGUACAGCUAUACUGGCUAGUUGGAAGUAAGAAAAAUACGCUUUAACCUUGAUGUGUGGGCUUAUCCAACACAUUGUCAUAAGCACACAACCGUAAAAGUGUUUUCGCUUAGCUUAAUGUGUAAAUGUAAUUGCAGUGUUGUAUUGGAAUUGGGUUGAAGUCAGUGCUGAAAUUCAACCAAGCAAGUAUAGAGUAGGUGAUGCUUUGCAAAAUAAAAUAAAAAAAUGAAAAUUGGAUUGUUUUCAUUAUCAUUUUUUAGUUCAGUUUCAAUUUUUAAUUUUAGUGCCUUAUUAGAGACUAAUGUGAGAUGAAUAAUAGACAUGCUGAGAAGGAUUUUUCUCCUUUAGUAGGCUGCUCUGUUUUGCUAGGGUGCAGUUCUUCCUUCUGUAAGACAUUAUUUUGGCCUUUCAGUCAAUAUAGUAGACAAUUAUUUAAUUGACAAAAACUAUUUGGUAAGCUUUAUGCCAUCAUUUGAGUCUCAGUCCAAGUUCGUAUUGAUUCAGAGGUAAUAGAUUAUUUGAUCAUUGUCUGAUUUUUAAGCUAUCCAUUCAUUUGGAAGUUGCCUAUUCACAGAACUAGGUGGCUUACAGUGAUAAAAUGAGCAGCAACAAUACUAAAUUAAAUGCAUUGAUAAAAACAAAAUCCCUUAAUUGCUAUAGGCCUAUUUAUGGUUCUUUAUAAAAGAGCACCUUUUUACUCUCUUUUUUAAAAAAAUCAUUGAUUUUUAUCCACCCUGCUUAUAGGUAAUAACCAGAAGUCUGAAUUGGACCUGGAAGCCAAUAUAGCUCUCACAACAUAAACGUUCCUUUGCUAAGCCACUAUUCAGCAGUAGUGGAUUCUGUGCUAGCUGCAGCUUUUAGGUUAUUUUCAGGGUAACCACAUGUGGAGAAAAUGAUGUAGUCAAAAUAUGAGAUGUCAAGGGCAUAAGUCACUGUCUUCAGUGACAUCUAGUCCAGGAAAGGUCAAAACUGGCAAGUAUGUUGAAGCUGACCAAAGGCUCCUCUGACUGCAACCUUUACUUCCUGAUCUGAUGAGAAUUGUGAAUCUAAGAGGCUCCCCUGACUGCUUGUCUGGCUACACAGUGAGCUCAUUUGACAAACAACAAAAGUAACUUAAAACAUAUUCUUCAGGCACAUUAGAAGUAAAAGGCAAGAAGGGAAAUGGACUCCUAGCUGCUGCUUAUUAGGUUAUUGGAGGAAGGAGAGAACUCCAGCUUCAACAAGACAAAGGGAUAAUGACUCCUCUUCAGCAAACCAUUUGGAAUAUGAUUAAAUGUUUCCGAAGAAAUUGGCGCUUAUUUUCAGAUUCAGAAAGGACUACAGUGUGUGGGGCAGAUUGUAUGCUGAUGGCUUUGCACUUAUCUGUUGCUGAAAUUAAUAAGAAGCUUUGUGGCGAGUUUCAAGCAUCUCUUAGUGAAGUGAUACUAUCUUGGAAUUACUUUGUUCCUGACAAGUUAGGUAUAUUACCUGAAAAUGCAAAAGCUCCUGAAAAUUAUGCAGACAUCAGAAAUACCUAUGCUAGCUUUUUAAAGCACUGCAAUAUGAUGGAUCUUGUAGAUAUAUAUAUAAAAUGUGAGACACUAGGACUGCAAAUUGAACCUAUACCCUCUGUACAAUUGUUAGAAUUUAUUGCUGGAACAGCAGAUUUAACAACCGAGAACAAUUCUUCUAAUUCCGCAGUUUCCACACCAAAGAGAAAAAUAAACCACGAUAAGGAAGAGCUGCCAUUGAUGGUGAAGAAAACUUUGUUUGCAUAUUUAAUUUUACUGGUUAAUUCCAAAAACGAUUUGGCUUUUGCUCACAUUUUAAACAUUCCUGAUAGAGGACUUGGAAGAGAGGCUUUUACUGACCUAAAGCAUGCUGCCCAGAAGAAACAAAUGUCUAUAUUUCCGAUGGCAACUUCAUUUAUACGUGCCAUAGAACUUGGAGGAAAAGGAUAUGCUCCUUUACCUACUGAUCCUUUAAGAACUCAUGUGAAGGGGCUUUCUCAGUUUAUUCACUUUACUGAUAAAUUAGAAGAAAUUAUUGGUGAAGAUCUGGAUCCAAGCCAUGCAGGGGGCCGAAUCCUAUCAACAAUCAAGAUGCAGUUGAUAAAAGGCCUAAACAGCGGGGAUCCUUUCUGUCAAGCAGCAGAGGAAGUUGUACAAGAUUUGGAUUUGAGGAUUAAAAGUAUUAUCAGUUUUCAGCAUGAGGCUGUGGCAGCCAGCGCUACUGGAAUCAGUCCAGCCCGACCAAAACAACAUUGUAUAAACCAUGACACUGUUUACUGUGGCAGAGAUACUGUGAAGUCCUUAUUGGCUGUUUUAGAUGAAGCAGCUAGUCAUCCUCCUUUCAGCAACAAAGCUCUCUUGUUAUUUGGAUGUGAAGAAUUUGGAUUUCCUUCUACCAUGUUAUUGUUCAAAUCUCCAACACAGUCCAGUGGAUCUUCUCCCAAAGCUCUGAGACAGCGGAUUCAAAUGGCUGCAUGUGAAAAAAUUAAGUUGAAGCAACCUUUAAUUAGAUCUCAGUUUGCUUGCACUUACAAAGAUGACCAAAUAAUCAAACCAAAGAAUCAACCCUUCAGUUUAUCUCCGGUCCUAACAAAUGUAUAUCCAGCACUCCAAAAAACAGCAGAUUCUCCUACUGAAGACAGAUCAACUUCAGAAAACCUGACUUCAUCAUUUGAAAAUACUACACUCGGAACUGGUUCUGGAAGUGUUUGUCAGAAUGGAAGAACAAGAAAAGAAAUAGGAAAAUUAAAUUGCCAGCCAGAGAAGAAGAACCCAAAGAGGAAGCUGGUGGACAGAACUAAUGAAAAUGUCAUAGUCAUUAAUGAAAAUGAAACCCCACAGCAUAUAUACCAUAAGAAACCAAAGACUGCAGUGAAAUGCCAAAAUAGUUUGGACAGCAAACUAAAAGAAACCAGAAAAUCCAAAAAGUCUAUACCUAAAAAUAAGCUUAUUACUGGGCAAGCGAAACUGACUCAGUUCUUUAGGUUGUAAAUGUUAGUGAUUUGAAAAGGCAAAAAAUUGAUUAUAUUAAGAUUACCAUUGUAAUCAUGAUUAUGCAAAAGUUUUAUAUAUACAAUACUUGCAAAAGUAAAUCAAGUUUUAUGCAGAAUUCUCAGUUUAAUAAUGCACUGUAACUUUACACUUGUUUCAACAUGUGGCAUUCUGACAUAGAAAUAUUUAGAGUUUUUACAAACACAUAGCAAUAUAUUAACCACAAUUACAAUUUUAGUGACUUAUCAAGGAAAGGGUUUGUCUCUUCCAAGUGAUGCACUUCAGGGUCGUUUUAGGCUUGCCAACAAGGUCGAUACACUCUUCCCAGCAUACAUCUGAGCACUAAAGAAAACACACCAAAAAUUUGUGGUUUUGACUGUCAAAUACGUAUUUUUAUAAACAAGUUUAACUACAUGGUCUUCUGUAGCGGCAUGUUGUAAAUUUUAACUCAUUUGAAAUUUUAACUCAUUUUUUCUAAUAAAUAUUUAGAACACAUGUUAUCUUUUAUAUCUUACAUUUAACCAGUCACUCUUUAAAAGACUGAGUGAAACCUACAAUUUUUAAAGACUGAGAAAAACAAAUAAACCUUUCUUUUUUCAGAGAAGCAUA